Molecule: messenger RNA, 3882 nt
Organism: Brettanomyces nanus
Lineage: Eukaryota; Fungi; Ascomycota; Pichiomycetes; Pichiales; Pichiaceae
Exons: 1
Coding region: 1-3882 (1293 amino acids)
Source: RefSeq, a predicted model, not a curated record
AUGGCCGAGUCACCAAUUGAAGAGACAGACAAGAAACCGUCUCUCAUCAAGCUCCACACUGCGGUAUUCGAUGAUCCAGGUGUAUCCAAUGGCGAUGUCGAUUGGUUGUUUAGGGGUAGAGAAGUGAAAAAGCUCAAAAAAAAGGUGAAAACCGUUAACACCGAUGCACAAUCGCAGCUUGAAAAGGCUCAAAAGAGAGCCAAGUCUCGCAAGUCCUCUCUAGAGUUAUCCAGUUCUUCCAGAAAGACUUCUCCGAUACUCACUACAAAAUCUACUACCAAGCCCGUUAGUCCGCUUAGUCCCAAUCUUCCCUUACCUUCUAAAAAUUCACCCUUACAGCCUCUCAAACCCUCACUGAAGGCUCCGUCAUCGGCGACAGGCAUUUCAGUUGUCUCCUCGUCUCCACCUGUUCUCAAACCCACUUCGAUGGCCCCUUCGAAGUCUGAGUUCACCCAUCUAAGGGCAAAUUCCGGCUCUAAAAGUGUCCAGAUGCGCACAUCGACAUCCGAAGGUAGCUCGGGUUCCAGAAGAAAGUCGUUCUUUUCUUCCAUUUCAUCGAAGCUCAAGGGUAAAACAACCAGCUCCGAAGAUGCCGUUGACGAUACUGCAUUUCCUGACACGAGUAUCAAUCCUGCUACUGCACCGGUCACGGAUACCCAGGCUCAGACUCCAGUAUCGCCUCCUGUCUCAACCCCCGAACCUGCAGGAUCUUCUCGUUCUUCACAAGAUUCCAAGGGUUUCUUAGGAAUAAGAAAGAGAAGAGCUACAAUAUCAUCCAUUACGUCAUCAACCUCCAAUGAAAAGAAACAGCCGACUGUUAGCGAAGGUUGCGAUCCUUCCAACGACGGUAUUGAUGAGCCCGGACAUCAUCAUCACCAUCAUCAUCAUCACCACCAUGUACAUCAUCAUCAUCAUCAUGAUCAGGAUGUUGAAACAACUACUCUUUCAGGAUCGACCUCUUCAGAGACGCUUGAUCCUAUAGAGGCAACCAAGCGUGAACUUGAAGCAGUUUCUUUCAGAAGAGUUAUAUUCGCUUUAGAUAAAAUCCCUAAAGAACCUCAACAGCAGAUUCCUUCUAGGCGGCCCCAAAAAGGUAAUGUGGUUAUGCCAGAAGACUUGACUGCACUUCCUUCAAAGCUGUCCAUCGGCAUAGCUGAUAGCGCAGAGGUCAAAAGAACAGGAAAAGUUGAUCCGAAGGAGCUGAAAGAAGCCAAGGAAAGGCAAAAGUACCUCAGCAUCGAAGCAAAGAAACACGCUGAAGAAGCGCAUUCUAACGCUCUUGGCUUGGCUAAGGAGGUGUCCCGUUACAAAAAGUGGAAGAAGGGCGAGAUACCAGCAUCUGCCAAUGCUACAAGUUCCACCACAUAUCAGGACGAAGUUGGCGCAAGGUUUGUCACAGGUAAAUUGGAUAUAGACACUCCAUUGCAUCAGCAUGUUGACUACUUUGACGAUGCAGAAGAUCAUGAGAUGAAGAACAAGGGGGAAGAUGAAUGUGAAGAUGAAGAUCGGGAACUUUCCUUAGAAGAGUUAUACUCACGUUGCUGUCAUCUUCGGGAAAUUCUUCCAAUCCCAGUUACUUUGAAGCAAUUGAAGGGAAAGACCAGACCUUUGCAUGUCUUGAAGAUGCUCAAUCCAAGGCCGACCCUUAUUGAUGUGCUAUCAUUCUCUGAUUUCCUUGCCCUUGCACCAGUUGUUACAGUUAUAUUUGACAACGUGACGCUAACCACGGAGAUGCUUAAAACUGUUCUUGUGAGUUUAUCCCGUUCUAGUACAUUGGAAAAGCUUUCUCUUAGAAACAUGCCGAUUGAUCCCGAGGGCUGGAAAUGGCUCUGUAAAUUCCUCAUCGAAAAUAAGGACAUAUCUAAGCUUGACAUUUCCCAGCAGAAGAUCAGAGCAGAUACUCCAGAGAAUUGCAGUCGUUCGCAUAUGGAUUGGGACGUUUUUUGCAAUUGCAUUCAGAUCCGAGGCGGUAUCGAGGAAUUGGUCAUUAAUGGAUGCCAUUUAAGCACAGCACACUUUAGAAAGCUAGUUGAAGAUGGUCUUUCCAUCGGUACGAGGCGACUUGGCGUCGCUGCCACUGGAUUGGACGUUGAAAAAUCCACAAUUCUAUCCCGAUGGGUUAGUGCUCCUUCUACUACUUGUGUUGGCGUUGAUAUUGCAUUCAACGAUUUGAACGACGGCCAAUUGAUUCCAUUUAAUGAUGCUUUCAAGCACAAGUUUGAGACAGUCAAACUAGUAUUUUUUUCGUUGAAUAAGACAAAUAUCACUGUUGAGGAGGCGGAAGAAACCAUCAAGAACCUUUCGUCCCUCAAAUGCUUGCGAUUCUUGGAUUUGGGUAAUGAUCCGCAACUUUUCCCUGGAAUCAUUCCCACGCUACAAGAAUACUUACCUAAAUUUCCGGAAUUAAGGCGCAUUCAUUUUGAGUUUGACGAUCUCUCUGAGAUGUCUAUAGUGCAAUUGGCCAUUAUUUUCCGUGAUUGCCCCAAGUUAGUUCACGUCUCGUUAUUGGGCAACGAUUUAUUCUCGCCAAAAUCGUCAGUGGCUCUAUACGGCGCAGUGAAAUCCUCAGGUAUCUACAAUUUGGAUCUGGACUACAACCUUAUAGGAGAUGAACUUGCUUCCAAGAUGGCAUUCUAUUUGAUGAGGAACAUGGAGAAGUUCUUGAACAACAAUCCUGAGCUCGAACAAUCACCUUCUAAUGAUGAAGAUUUAAUAUUUGACGGGCAGAUGUUGGCACGUGCCGCUGAGGAUAUGCUAGAGAGUAAACAUAAGCAGAGCGCAGAGGAAACGGCCGUGAUUUGGAAGUCUUUGGCGGACAGAACGAUCCGAUUGAGACAAGAAAUUCAUCAUACCAUUGACACAUUGUUUGAGCGAAGAGAGCAUGGCACCUUAUCGAUUGAAGGUAAAGAAAACUUACUUCGUCUUUGUCUUUUGGAUGACUCUCUAGAGAAUAUUCUUGGAAUCUUCCACGAGGAAACGAAUAAAGUUCUGAAAACUUCAAAUACUUCAGAAGACGUGUUAUCAGGUACUUCAGAACGUCCUGGUAUGAUGAGACGGAUAUCUAAUCAAGCACCACUGCAUGAGGCAUCGACAGACAUUAUUUCAACUGGUCCUAUAGUGUCGCCCUCUCAAGUCGUUGAUGACACGUCUGGGAAACCAACAGAGGAAGAAUCUGCGCCUCAUCAGGUUGUGGAGGAUACUAAUCUGAACACUGUUGAUAACUGGACCGGAAAGCCCGUGCUGAUGAGAAGCGCUUCGCAGACAUCCAUACAUGGCAAGCAGUUGGAGGAGGAAGAAGGAGAGUUCCAUAAGUGGGGAUUUUUUGUGCAGCAUCAGAGUACUGGAGAUGUCAAUAAGAAGAGCGAUGGUUCCAGUGAAGAUAGUGGAAGUAAGCUGGAAAGCUCAGAUACACUUGAGUUGCAGAAGGCCAGGUUGAAGCGGGUUAACAUUCCUUCGGGUACUGCCUUGAGGGAGGCGGUCAUGAAGGCCAAGGGAUUAAAGAGCAUAUCUGAUUUGAUCAAUAAAGUUAGCAAGAGCGAAUCGCCUGGUACUACACCAUUGGUUAAGUUAUCUUCUGGUGGAGAGGACGAGGGCGAGGGCGAAGGUGCUGACGGAGGAGGCACCGGAGUCAAGAAUACCAAAAAUCUUGGAGGUCCUCAGGGAACUGCAGCAAGCAUGACUACUACUAAAGAAACUUCUGGAAGCGCAUCCACUGAAACAGAUGCGGCUCCUUCUACGAAAGGUACUGGCUUUUUAUCUAUGUUCGUACCUUCUGAGAAGGACGAUUCUAUUGACGAGUUGGUCGUUAAAGGACACGCAGAACUAGUCUAUGAGAGAUUACUUGAUAAUGCAGUGAAAGAGCGUGGAACGAGAAAGAAAUGA